CCGUUCCGGCAUGCUGCGAUGGGGCAGCCAGGCGCUCCGGCGCUUCUCCACCGGCCGGGUUUAUUUCAAAAACAAGCUGAAGUUGGCACUCAUUGGACAGAGCGUCUUUGGACAAGAAGUCUACAGUCACCUGCGGAAAGAGGGCCACCGAAUAGUGGGAGUAUUUACAGUUCCAGACAGGGAUGGAAAGGCUGACCCACUGGCCUUGGUUGCAGAAAAAGAUGGGACCCCUGUGUUCAAGUUCCCCAGAUGGAGAGUCAAGGGCAAGACCAUAAAGGAAGUGGCAGAGGCCUACAGAUCUGUUGGAGCCGAGCUCAACGUGCUUCCCUUCUGUUCCCAGUUCAUCCCCAUGGAUGUCAUUGACUGCCCAAAGUACGGCUCCAUCAUAUACCACCCAUCCAUCCUGCCCAGGCACAGAGGGGCCUCUGCUAUCAACUGGACUCUAAUUAUGGGAGAUAAGAAAGCAGGGUUUUCUGUUUUCUGGGCUGAUGACGGUUUAGACACGGGACCCAUCCUUCUUCAGAGGUCGUGUGAUGUCGAACCCAAUGAGACAGUGGAUGCUCUUUAUAAUCGCUUUCUUUUUCCUGAAGGAAUCAAGGCCAUGGUAGAAGCUGUCCAACUCAUAGCUGAUGGAAAAGCGCCUCGCAUUCCCCAGUCAGAAGAUGGGGCAACAUAUGAAGGCAUCCAGAAAAAGGAAAAUGCUGAGAUUUCUUGGGAUCAGUCAGCUGAAGCUUUACACAACUGGAUCCGAGGCCAUGAUAAAGUCCCUGGAGCUUGGACAGAGAUAAAUGGACAGAUGGUCACUUUCUACGGCUCAUCCUUACUGAAUAGCUCUGUGCCACCUGGAGAACCACUGGAAAUGAAAGGUGCCAAGAAGCCUGGUCUUGUUACCAAAAAUGGACUUGUUCUUUUUGGUAACGAUGGAAAAGCACUGAUGGUGAGAAAUCUGCAGUUUGAAGAUGGAAAAAUGAUCCCCGCCUCUCAGUACUUCUCAGCGGGUGAGAAGUCAGUGGUGGAACUCACAGCUGAGGAAAUGAAGGUGGCGGAGACCAUCAAGGCCAUCUGGGCUGGAAUUUUAAGUAACAUCCCUACUAUUGAAGACUCAACAGACUUCUUCAAAUCUGGGGGAGGAUCAAUGGACGUUGCCAGGUUGGUUGAAGAGAUCAGACAGAAAUGUGGUGGGCUUCAGUUACAGAAUGAAGAUGUUUAUAUGGCCUCCAAGUUUGAAGACUUCAUCCAGAAGGUUGUGAGGAAACUGAGGGGAGAAGAUGAAGAAACAGAGCUGAUAGUGGAUUAUGUUUCAAAGGAAAUCAAUGAAAUGACAGUCAAUAUGCCAUAUCAGUGUUUCAUAAAUGGACAGUUCACAGAUGCUGAUGAUGGGAAGACAUAUGACACUAUCAACCCAACAGACGGAUCGACAAUAUGCAAAGUAUCUUAUGCUUCUUUGGCGGAUGUUGACAAAGCAGUAGCAGCAGCAAAAGAUGCUUUUGAAAAUGGUGAAUGGGGACGAAUGAAUGCAAGAGAAAGAGGAAGACUGAUGUACAGACUUGCAGACCUAUUGGAAGACAACCAAGAGGAACUGGCCACCAUUGAAGCCCUCGAUUCAGGCGCUGUCUAUACCUUGGCUCUGAAGACUCACAUUGGAAUGUCUGUGCAAACAUUCAGAUAUUUUGCUGGCUGGUGUGACAAAAUUCAAGGCUCUACAAUUCCAAUUAACCAAGCCCGUCCAAAUCGCAAUCUGACCUUCACCAAGAAGGAACCACUCGGUGUCUGUGCCAUUAUCAUCCCCUGGAAUUACCCGCUGAUGAUGCUGGCGUGGAAAAGUGCAGCGUGUUUGGCAGCAGGCAAUACCUUAGUGCUCAAACCAGCACAGGUUACGCCCCUGACGGCUCUGAAGUUUGCAGAGCUCUCUGUGAAAGCUGGCUUCCCAAAAGGGGUCAUCAACAUAAUUCCAGGCUCAGGUGGUAUAGCAGGACAGCGCCUUUCUGAACAUCCAGAUGUCCGCAAACUGGGCUUUACGGGCUCCACUCCCAUUGGCAAACAGAUCAUGAAGAGCUGUGCUGCCAGCAAUUUGAAGAAAGUUUCCCUUGAACUUGGUGGUAAAUCACCACUUAUAAUUUUCAAUGACUGUGAACUUGACAAGGCAGUGCGAAUGGGCAUGGGAGCAGUAUUUUUCAAUAAAGGAGAGAACUGUAUUGCAGCUGGGCGAUUGUUUGUGGAAGAAUCAAUCCAUGAUGAAUUUGUGACAAGAGUGGUAGAAGAAAUUAAAAAGAUGAAAAUUGGUGAUCCACUUGACAGAUCUACUGAUCAUGGACCCCAAAAUCAUAAGGCCCAUCUGGAAAAGCUUCUGCAAUACUGUGAAACUGGAGUGAAAGAGGGCGCCACCUUGGUGUAUGGGGGAAGGCAAGUCCAAAGACCAGGCUUCUUCAUGGAACCCACCGUAUUCACAAACGUGGAAGACCACAUGUACCUUGCCAAAGAGGAAUCCUUUGGGCCUGUUAUGGUCAUUUCUAAAUUCCAGAAUGGGGACAUUGAUGGCGUGCUGCGGCGAGCAAAUGACACGGAGUAUGGCUUGGCCUCGGGGGUUUUGACAAGAGACAUAAAUAAAGCUAUGUAUGUGAGCGAAAAGCUGGAAGCGGGAACGGUUUUCAUUAACACGUACAACAAGACGGAUGUAGCAGCCCCGUUCGGUGGAGUCAAACAGUCUGGUUUUGGAAAAGACUUAGGUGAGGAAGCUCUAAACGAAUACCUCAAAACCAAGACAGUGACACUGGAGUAUUAG
Messenger RNA from Chrysochloris asiatica (Cape golden mole), 2782 nucleotides. It is a transcript of the gene ALDH1L2, whose product is annotated as aldehyde dehydrogenase 1 family, member L2. Bases 11 to 2782 code for a protein of 923 amino acids. Gene Ontology annotation, molecular function: aldehyde dehydrogenase (NAD+) activity; formyltetrahydrofolate dehydrogenase activity. The record is from RefSeq and is a predicted model, not a curated record. The transcript is spliced from 23 exons. Lineage: Eukaryota; Metazoa; Chordata; Mammalia; Afrosoricida; Chrysochloridae. Gene Ontology annotation, biological process: one-carbon metabolic process; 10-formyltetrahydrofolate catabolic process; biosynthetic process. Gene Ontology annotation, cellular component: cytoplasm.